GCGUCCCACAAUGCAUCAGUUUCCAAACUUCCAGAAGUUAAAGCACAAACCCACACGCCACUAUGAAAACCAUCGCCUGUCUAGUGUUGGCCAGUGCCUUCAUUGCCUGUGCCGUGGCCACGAUUUCGGAGGAGCAGCGAGAGGCCGCCCGGCAGCUGGCGGGCAAGUGUAUGCAGCAGACGGGCGCGUCCGAAGAUGACGUGAACCGGCUGCGCUCGGGUGACACCGAGGGUGCCGAUCGCAACACGCGCUGCUUCGUGCAGUGCUUCUUCCAGGGCGCCGGGUUCGUCGACCAGGACGGCAGUGUGCAGACGGACGAGCUGACCCAGAAGUUGGCCAGCGAGUACGGGCAGGAGAAGGCCGACGAGCUGGUGGCGCGCUGUCGCAACAACGACGGACCGGAUGCCUGCGAACGGUCGUUCCGGCUGCUGCAGUGCUACAUGGAGAACCGUGCAUCGCUGAUGUUCUAAGAGCUGACGCUUUCUUCGAUUCCUACCCCUUGAAUGAAUGGUCUUUCGCUAUCUAUCCCCAAUAUCUCCCGCUCUGAAUCGCUACGCUCCGUUUACACGGUUAAAGCGAAGCUAAUAAAAAUGAAAUCUUGCACCUUGAAA
Molecule: messenger RNA, 611 nt
Organism: Anopheles arabiensis
Lineage: Eukaryota; Metazoa; Arthropoda; Insecta; Diptera; Culicidae
Product: general odorant-binding protein 56d-like
Exons: 2
Coding region: 63-470 (135 amino acids)
Biological process (GO): sensory perception of smell
Molecular function (GO): odorant binding
Source: RefSeq, a predicted model, not a curated record